CUUCCUGUAACAAAGACUUUAUCAAGUGAUUCUUUUCCGUACCUCAAACCAUACUCUUGGUUAACAUUUACCUGUCCCAACUUGUCAAGCAAGUUUCUUUUAAAUCUUUAAGUAUUCUUAACUUUAGCCAGCUCACACAUCUGCAAGAAUAUCCAGGAUGCUACUCAUUUGACAGGGAUCACACACAGAGCAGCGUGAAGGUGGAGAAGCUCGCCUUCCCCACAGUGGCGAUGUAUCGGCCAGGAAUCCUAGGUAGAAGAAAACGUGUCUGGAAGCCAUGGAUGGUUACCCUCACUACCACGGCUGUUUUCUUGGCUUUGACAGUGCUCAUCGGUCUCCUUGUUUACUUUUUGGUGUAUGAUGAGAAGACUCAUUACUACCAGACCUCCUUCUGGAUUCCCAGUAUUAGAUAUAGCUCAGAUUUGUCUGAAGAGCAGUCAAAAUUUCGGACUGACCUGAAACAAAAAAUCAACAAUGAGAUAGAUGUGACAUUUCAAAGUUCCAGCUUAAAGCAUCAUUAUGUCAAAUCUCAAGUUGUCAACUUUCGACCCAGUAAUGCUGGUGUGAAAGCAGAUGUACUGAUUAAAUUUCAGAUUCCCCGUAAGAAUGUGGGCACUUUGAAAAGACAAGCUGAUAGCAUUUUGCAUAAGAAGUUUCAAUCCACUCAGACCUUCUUGAAGACAGACAUUUCAUUACCUUACCUUAGAGAAAUGAAUAAAGCACAAGCCGAGCAUAUUCUAAACAGCGACUGUGGCUUGGGGAUGGAGUACCCACCCACCGCAAGAAUCGCUGAUGGCAAACCUGCAGACAAAGCUUCUUGGCCGUGGCAGAGCAGCCUGCAGGUAGAAGGCAUCCACCUCUGUGGUGCAUCUCUCAUUGGCUCCCAGUGGCUCGUGACCUCCGCUCAUUGCUUUGACAAUUACAAAAACCCCAAACUGUGGACAGUAAGUUUUGGAAGAACCCUUAGCAAUCCACUGACAACACGAAAGGUGGAAUCCAUCAUCGUUCAUGAGAACUACGCAGCCCACAAGCACGACGACGACAUCGCUGUGGUCAAGCUCUCCAGGCCUGUGCUGUUUUCUGAAAAUUUGCGCAGAGUCUGUCUCCCUGAUGCUACUUUUCAAGUCUUGCCGAAGAGUAGAGUGUUUGUCACCGGAUGGGGAGCGCUGAAAGCCAACGGUCCCUAUCCCAAUACCCUGCAAGAGGUUGAAAUAGAGAUCAUAAGUAAUGAUGUAUGUAACCAAGUUAAUGUAUACGGUGGCGCUAUAUCAUCGGGAAUGAUUUGUGCUGGAUUCUUGACAGGAAAACUAGAUGCCUGUGAGGGUGAUUCUGGAGGACCUCUGGUUAUUUCAGAUAAUAGAAAUAAAUGGUAUCUUCUUGGAAUUGUUAGCUGGGGAAUAGACUGUGGAAAAGAAAACAAACCCGGAAUUUACACCAGAGUGACUCAUUAUCGGAACUGGAUUAAAUCUAAAACUAACAUCUAAUGUCACAGCCACCACUUUAUCCAACCUGGAGUGUCACAUACAGCCUCUGGCAAAUUGUAUUCCAUGCUCACUGCCAUGUGCAUUGUCAUCUAGCUCAAGAUGCAACUGAGUAUGGUGCAGGGACCUUCCUCUUAAACCAGAGGGGACAGCCUUCCUUUCACAUCAUUGGAAUGGUUCCGUUGACUAUGAACACAAAAGAUGCUGUCUGCUUCACAAAGAUCUACCAUUCUGCAAAGUGUCUGAUUACCUCCCGGGCUCACCUCUAUUCUACUUCAGAAUUUUUUCAACUUAUACUAAUCUGAAAGUUGAGUAGAUACUAACUAUCCAGCCAUUCUCUUCUUUUCUCAAGAGGUGACUUCCUUCUCUGAUUCCCCCAUAGUUUUUUGUCUUCAUCAUAAAUGUUCACCAGCAGUUUGUUGGUUCAAUGACUGGACAGGCCAAAUUAAUUAGUCUAAGUCAAUGGUGACACAGUGAUGGUGGAAACACUGGAUAUGAGGCUAGGACUUAAGAGAUGGUUAUGAGGAGGUCCAUUCCUUUUCAUUGUAGAUAUGCAUUUAACCUUCUCUGAAACUUGGUAUUUAAAUUUGUGCAUAUUUUAUUUUCUUUAGACAAUUUAGCUGGUAUGUAUUUUUAAGCGAUUCACCCACCAUGUUUUUAUAGUAACUGAGACAAAUUAUAGAUAUUUCUUUGUAUAAAUACCUUUCGAUACUUGAAAAUUAAAAGUGCUUUUUCUUGUCCCCGUUAUUAAUGAAAUAUAAAUAAGAAUCUAAAAAGGUUACUUUCAGCUCCAUCUCCAAAACGAGGGAUGUUUCAACAUCUGUAUAAAUUUAUUUUUCAAGUGUAUGGUUUUUUACCUUAAUUCAUUUUAUUUAAACAUCAUUAUUUUCUAUCAUGUUUAGAAUAAUUGUGUAGCUAUAAGAUGGGGAGUCAGUGUAAAUAAAUUCUAAGAAAAUAUAAACAUCAGACAUUUGAAGCUGAACUACCAGCAGAUAUUCAUAAAACACUUGAUACAAGAUAUCAGUAAAGAUGUUGUGCAGUAUUUGAAUUUACCAUUACAUUGCAGGUAUAUUCUGCAAUAGGAUAUUUAUAUAUAUCAUUCAAAUAAUCUGGAAAGCAUCUUUAAUUGUCAUUUUCAUAUGUAUUUAGUUGCACAUUUUAUAGUACCUCAUGUGAAUAUAGAAUAGUAUCAAACCAAACUGAGACUUACUCUGUACAUCCUAAUCUUUAUCCUCCUUUUAUUAUUAAUGAAUUAUCUGCUGUUUUAAGUUUUUAUUUUGGUUUUGUAUUAAGUAAAACUCUUACACUGUACGUAUUGAAAAGCAUUUACAGUAAUAAACCAAAUUCAUUCUCUCUCAGA
Messenger RNA from Arvicanthis niloticus (Nile rat), 2841 nucleotides. RefSeq names its product transmembrane protease serine 11G. The record is from RefSeq and is a predicted model, not a curated record. NCBI's taxonomy places the organism in Eukaryota, Metazoa, Chordata, Mammalia, Rodentia, Muridae. Gene Ontology annotation, molecular function: serine-type endopeptidase activity. Gene Ontology annotation, biological process: proteolysis. Gene Ontology annotation, cellular component: extracellular region; plasma membrane.